CUGAGUGAAGGCUCUGUGGCUGCCCCGUUCACUACUACUGAGCCGUUCACACAAACGUCGCAGUCGUUGUUUCCGUUUGUAGCCAUCAUGUUGCCUGACUUGUUUUUUAUAUAUAUAUAUAAUUUGAAGUUAACAAAAACAGUUUCGACGCCCGUAAGACACGAACAAGCUGCUACACGUCCCAGUGAAGAAGUAAAGUCCCGCCAAACAUUAGAUCGGAAAUGACGUAUUAAUGUCGUAAAGCGGAAAUACGUCACAGGUACACGAAGCGGUGGUAGAUCGACAUGAAAUGUCAUAUUGAAAAACUACAAUUCCCAGGUCGUGAGCGGUAAAGCCGUAAAGAAAACAUGGCAGCCUCCACGGGUGCUGCAAUUGAGCUUGUGAAAAACAUUAACAGGCGAAUAUUAACGUUAUUUCCAAAGACUUUGUUUGUUUUUAGACAUAUAAGUACGAGGAGUUCACAAUGUCAGAGUCAAGCACAGAUGAGAACAAAAAGUGCUCCCCAGCAGCUGGUUGGUGUUGUGGGGUUGGAAAUCCACGCCCAGAUUAACUCCAACUCUAAGCUGUUUUCAGGCUCAGCAGUUUCUUUCGCAGCCCCUCCAAACUCCCAGGUGUCUUUCUUUGAUGCCUCCUUACCGGGCACAUUACCUGUUUUGAAUAGACGAUGUGUUGAGGCAGCAGUGAUGACAGGACUGGCUCUUAACUGCACUAUAAACAGGAAGUCGUUUUUUGACAGGAAGCAUUACUUCUACGCCGACCUCCCUGCUGGAUAUCAGAUCACUCAGCAGCGGCAGCCCAUCGCCGUGGAUGGCAUUUUAAACUACAGUUUCCUGGGAGGGAAGAAAAGGAGCCAAGUCGUCAGGAAAACAGUCAGUAUCAAACAGAUCCAGCUGGAGCAGGACAGCGGCAAAAGUCUCCACGAUGAAGUCCACAGUCAGACGCUGAUAGACCUGAACAGAGCAGGUGUAGGUCUGAUGGAGUUGGUGAUGGAGCCAGACAUGAGCUGUGGAGAAGAGGCUGCUGCAGCUGUCAGAGAGCUCCAGCUCAUCCUGCAGGCCCUGGGAACCUGUCAAGGCAACAUGUCUGAGGGACAGUUGAGAGUCGACGCAAAUGUGUCAGUUCACAGACCAGGUGAGCCGCUGGGCAUCAGGACGGAGGUGAAAAACAUCAACAGCAUGCGAUACCUGGCCAGGGCAAUAGACUUUGAGAUCCAGAGACAGAUCGGCGUCCUGCAGAGAGGAGGACUGGUGCUGAACGAGACCCGGACGUACGACUCCAAGUCGGGGGAGACCAUUCCAAUGAGGGACAAAGAGGGUCUUCAGGACUACAGGUUCAUGCCAGAGCCCAACCUGCCCCCUCUGGUGGUGUAUGAAGACACGUCGUCUCUGCCUGAUGGCGUUGACUCCAGCCAGGCUGUGGUGAUGCAGAGUUUAAAGGAGAAGCUUCCAGAGCUUCCUGGAGUGAAAAGAGACCGACUGGUGCAGAUGUACGACAUCCUGCCUGAACACAGCUUCACUCUGAUGAGCGAGGACGGGCUGGUGGAAUACUUUGAGACGGUCUCGAAGGCGACCAAAAUGGAACCAAGAAGGGUGAUUGGCUGGGUGACACAGGAGCUGUUGGGUCAACUCAAUCAGAAAGACAUGAGUGUGAGCCAGAGCCCAGUGUCUCCUCCUGCCUUGGCCGAGCUGUUAGAGCUCCUGCAAACAGGACACAUCUCCUCCUCGGCUGCCAAGCAGGUGUUUCAGAAGAUGUGGACGUCAGGAGACAAGUCCGCCGCACAGAUCGUCAAAGAUCUGGACCUGGGGAUGGUUAAGGACACUGCCAGGCUGCACAGCAUCUGCCAGAAGGUGGUGGACGCUCAUCCAAAUGAGGUUCAGGCCAUCAGAAACGGAAACAAGAAAGUACUGAACAAACUGAUGGGUCAGGUUCAGAGGGAGACCAAAGGUAAAGCUGAUCCAGUUCUGGUCAGAGCCAUCCUGGAGGAGAAGACGUCGUGAAGGUGGAAACAUCUGGACGUGAAUCCACAGGAACUGAGAUGAUGUACUGAUGAGCAUGAAACUGCUGAAAACCAUGACUCCAAGUUCAUUAAAAAAGCUGCCGUCACGGCUGUGAUGAGGAGAAAAACCCUGUCCAGGAUCACAUAUCAAACAGGGCAGCAAUGAAUGAGCUCCCUCUUGUGGUAAUCCCUGAGAAUAGUGACAGGGUUGCAGUUUGACGUCACAGUCCUGAUUUAAAGCUCGUUAUUUUCAUUACUCUAUUAAUUCCCAAAGGGAAAUGACUUUCUGCGUUUAUCCCCUCCGUGAAACACUCCAGUGAUUAACAGCGCGCACACACACACACACACACACACAGAGAGAGAAGCAGCAGCAGCAGCAGAGAGCUGCACAGUUUAAUUGCCCCACCACAGACCAGGGCAGUCCUGGUGCCUGACAACGUGCAUCCUUCAGAUUAGCAGUCUGAACUUUUUAACUUUUAACCACCAGGUGACAGGUAUUAGUUUAUUUGUAACGUGAUUUUUUUUUUUUUUUGACUAAAUAAAUAAAUCUAUCCAUAGUCUGACUUUUUUCCUACAGAAUGUGCAGGAUGUUGUCAGUGUGUGGACACGGUUCUGCCUCCACAGAAUGACCUGAGCUGCCUGUGGUUUAUCAUCAUCACUAAUACAAGUUCUCCCAGACUUUAAACCCAGGCUCCGGCAAAGAACUCGAACCCAUGACUCUGCAGGAGCUCACAAACACAGACGCCCCGUGCAGGACUGGGCAGAGGAACAGAGUGAAUGAUCAGAAACAGACCGGAGCCACAGUUAAUCUGUCAAGAGAAUAGGCAACGACACAAAGUUGGCGUUCAAACAAUGAACGAAACACAAAAGACGAAGGAGUGAACGCAUGUGAACAAACACAACACUUCACAACACGGAAGGACAAAUCCCUGGGGUGGGGGACUAACGAGACACAGGUGAAGGGGAUUAGAGCAGGUGCAGGUGAUGAUCACAGAAAGAUCACAAAUAAAGGAGGCAGGAAGUGAGGAACAUGGAAGACGAUGACAGAGAUGACAGAGGUGAAGAAAAAGAAUUGAAUAAAAAGGGUCAAUGUCAGUGAACAGGAGUGGGAUGUGACACCAAUCUGCUGUAAAAUAAGUCAGUUAUAGUUAAAGUCUGCUGUCUGUGAUAUGACCUUGAAUACGAGUGAAGUGAAUUUUUUGGUUUCCACUCACAAACAGUAUUAUCUCAUUAUUGUUAUGACAUUUGACACCUGUGGGAUGAUUUGUUUACGUAUAUUAGCAUUAAAAUUACAGUCAGGAGAAGAAGUGAAACAAAGAGCAGUAGAAACGGGAAAAGAGCUUAAAAGUUUCUCCACUUUUCUUCUCCUCACAUCGAAAUAUCAAGUGCUAGUACAAAGCCUAGGGUGAAGGCUGGGUGGCGCUGUUUGACAGGAAGGUUAGCUCACUGUCUAAAACUUUAGUCAACAAACUGAACUCUGGUUAUGAGCACAGUUGUGAUGGAUCACGAUCUGUCCUGUGGUCAGAUUGUGACACGGUUCAAUGUCAUUUUAAGAGAAAAACCAAACAGAUUUUGUCUAUUAAAGAUACUCAAAGACCAACCAGAUGGUACAACAGAGCAUCAUGAACGUGACUGUACCAAAAUUGUGCCUUAUAGACAAAGAGUUCACAUGUUCCACUGCAAAUACAGGCAAAAAAAGUGCUGUUAGAAUGACUGAUGGGUUCAAAGUUCCAGGGGAUUAUCAGGGAAGAAGUGAUUUCAGGUGUGACACAGGUACUGUAGUUGAUGAAGGUACAGGUACUGUAGUUUCCUCACUGGUAGUUUACUCACACAGUGGAGUUUCUGCUCUGCUGUAUGAACAAAGCGACGUCCAUCCGUCCAGAGUCGUUCCUCUCGGCUCAUCGUCCUCCUCUCCUACACCAAUGCUGUAUUUUUCUGCUUCAAUACGGAUUUUUUUCGUUUGUUAUUUUUGAUGUUUAAAGAAACAACGAUGAACAGAGAAAGUGUUCGCCUCACCUCGGUCAGUGUGGAGAGAUCAACAUCUGGAACAAUCUGGAAGUCUGAAGGAGAAGUGGAGAAAAUGUAGAUAUUGUUAAUAAACAAAGCACAAAUCACCGUUGUUUUAAAAUCUCUCACAGAAAGAAAGAAAGAAAGAAACAUCAAGGUGUGAGUUUAUCAGAUAUUGUCUUUAUUGAAAGGAAAAAUACCUCUGUGACAACGACAUCAGCGAAAAACAAAUAUUUAGAACCUGGUCUGUCCGUGACAGAAGACUGUGAAUCUUUGGAAACUGCUUGUAUCCCGUUAGAAUCCUGCUCUCAGGCCACUUGCUGCCAACACAGAGAUGGUUUUAGCAGUGACUGUUGAUUGUUGUCUGAUACACAGACUGGUCCUGUGGUGAAUGAAGGCCUGUGUCAGCAGCAGCGCAGAGAGACACUGGAGGAACACCGGCCUGAUAAAGUGCUCUGCAACAUUCUGGUCAGAAAA
Messenger RNA from Cynoglossus semilaevis (tongue sole), 4480 nucleotides. It is a transcript of the gene gatb, whose product is annotated as glutamyl-tRNA(Gln) amidotransferase, subunit B. The transcript is spliced from 14 exons. Lineage: Eukaryota; Metazoa; Chordata; Actinopteri; Pleuronectiformes; Cynoglossidae. Bases 348 to 1997 code for a protein of 549 amino acids. The record is from RefSeq and is a predicted model, not a curated record. Gene Ontology annotation, molecular function: glutaminyl-tRNA synthase (glutamine-hydrolyzing) activity. Gene Ontology annotation, biological process: mitochondrial translation; glutaminyl-tRNAGln biosynthesis via transamidation. Gene Ontology annotation, cellular component: glutamyl-tRNA(Gln) amidotransferase complex; mitochondrion.